Fusarium oxysporum Fo47 is the source of this 3564-nucleotide messenger RNA. RefSeq lists its product as uncharacterized. The transcript has 2 exons. The coding region runs from base 60 to 3362 and encodes 1100 amino acids. NCBI's taxonomy places the organism in Eukaryota, Fungi, Ascomycota, Sordariomycetes, Hypocreales, Nectriaceae. The record is from RefSeq and is a predicted model, not a curated record. Gene Ontology annotation, molecular function: protein binding.
UUCUUUCGAAACCCCUCUUUCCCUCUCGCUAGCUUUUGAAAUCGAAAAUCCUGCCUCCUAUGUCCGGAUUCGAAGCCCUUGGCGCCGCGGCCGCAGCGGGGCAGUUCCUGGAGCAGGGAUACAAGAUUGCUAAGUUUUGCCACGCCCUGUACCGCCAGGUCAAGGACGGCCCGGAAGCGAUCCGCCAACGAAUCGAGCAGCUCGAGAGCCUCCAAGCCGUUGCAACGCGUACACAAAACACCGAGUCGUUGCAGACUGCCGAAGCCGAAAAGAUCCUCGUCCGAUGCAGAAACACGGCUGAGAAAUUGCUGUCGCUUCUUGGCACCCUCAAUUUCGAUCCCGACGAUUCAACGACGACGAAAACAUGGCGGGCUGCCUGCAGUAUGCACAAAGAGGAGGAGAUCCUUGAGCAAUUUAGAAUACUCAACGAGGAGAAGAGCAUGCUGAACCUUCACAUCAGUAACUUGAUCUCGGAAACUACGACAGCUACCCACGAAUCAGUGAACGCAGGCUUUUUUUCUCUUGAAUCCAAGCUGGAAAAUCUGGAGAUAGCAUCUGAUCCCGCCUCGGAGAAGCAGAAAUGCUUUCGUGACCUCUUCACCACGGACCCCGCAGCUGACCGUGCAAGCAUCAAGACGAAAAAGGGCGACCUUGUCCAGGGAACCUGUGAUUGGAUUGCGGGGAAGGGCAAGUUUACGGACUGGCAAGACUCCGAUGCUGGUCUUCUCUGGAUCUCCGGUGGCCCGGGUAUGGGCAAGACAAUGCUGUCUCUCCAUCUCGCGGAGCAUGUCCUCGCCCAGCCAAGCAAGCAAACUGUUUUCCUUCAAUUCUUCUGCGACGUUGAUUACCCCCUGCGAGACAAUGCUAUGUGCAUUGUCAGGAGUCUUGUUUCCCAGCUGCUCGGGGCGAAAGAGCACCUGGUUCGCCACAUUCUCCCAACCUACCAGAUUCAGCGAAAAAGACUCUUUCAGCCUUCUUCCUUGGAGGACCUUUGGAAGAUCUUCGUGAACAUGGUCCAACAUCUCAAAGACUGCCGAGUGGUUUGUCUCCUUGACGCAUUGGACGAAUGCAAAGCCGAGUCCUUGGAACUGCUUCUUUCCAAGCUCGACAAGGCUGUUACUGUAGAACAUCCACUGAAGCUUGUUGUCAUCAGCCGUGAGCAUCCUCGGUGCUUGAAACAUUACCUGGGGAAGUUUCCUAGACUUCAUCUCGACACGGACGCCAAAGAGGAGAUCAAGGCCGGAAUGCAGAAGUUCAUCGACACACGGCUAGCGGAGCUGUCACAGCUCGAACAGCAUCCUGCGCUGCGCGGGCGCGUGAAGGAAACCUUGCACACGCGGUCGGACGGAAUCUACCUUUGGGUCAGCUGCGCUGUCAAGGAACUGCAAAAUCUCGAAGUGUCAGAGAUGGAGGCCCACCUGCAGGGGUUGCCAAAAGGACUCAAUCCACUGUACGAGCGAAUGCUCCAGCAAGUCGAGGCAAGUCAGCGGGACUUUGUGCGAAGUAUCCUGAGAUGGUGUGCUUUUGCCAUCAGGCCCUGGGAUCUAGAGGAUCUAAUCGCGAUGCUCAAGAUCCAAGGCACCGAGGCUCUUACACCAAUCGAGGUUCUUCGCGGGAGGCUGGGACAUUGUGGACACCUUGUGAAUAUCUCGGAGAAGACAGUGACGUUCGUGCAUCAGAGCGUUUACGACUUUCUUACACAAGUUCCUCCGCAAGGGAAGCCCACCCCCUGGUUCUCUCUCGAAGACGCCGGACAGCAACAUGCAGACUUGGCAAGCGUUUGUCUCUCUUACAUGGAAUUCCGUUACAGUUACAAUUAUUGUUACAGAGAUGAAUUGGCCAAAUGGCCAACACCUGGUUGCACUCUUAUCUAUUACGCCACGAGCAAUUGGGACCGCCAUUUCCGCCUGUCAGCUCAGCAUGCAACCAGCGUCUUGAAAGCACACCCUGAGAUUUUUGACAAAGAUUCCAAGAUUCUCGACAUGUACAUCGACGAGUUCAGGACAUAUCACGCGCUCGGCCCGUUCAAGAGACGUAACGCGUUCGGCGAAACGCACCAGUCUAAUCGGCUGGAACUGGUUGCCGCAGAUCUAGGGCUUGACGUGCUGAUGCAGCACAUCCACAAGGGAAAGCCAGCCAUGUUCCGACGUGUCAAGAAUAACAUCACAGAGCCCUUCCGCGUCAAGUUUGGCGGAACCACGCCUCUCCACCUUGCUGCGGCCAGAGGGCACCUUUCGAUCGUGGAGAUGUUGAGGACCGAGAUGCCGCUUGACCUCAAGGACGAUUACGGGUGCACACCGCUGUGUUGCGCUGCAAAAGGGGGACACACAGCGGUAGUUGAACUCCUGCUCAAAUCAGGGGCUGAUAUUUCCGUUGGAGACCCCCUAGAAUGGGCUAUGAUGGAGCUGCGAGUAGAGGCUGUGAAGUUGCUACUUGAAUGGUCACCUUCUCCUUUCAUCACAGUCAGACAUUUGGAAAGAGCGGCCCAGAUCUGUUUACCAACCAAUACCGGCAAAGACUCACUGCUAUCUUUAAUUCUCCCGCAUUUCAUCCGCCAAAAGAACCAGAAGAUCAGCUCUCGUAGAAAGCCAUCAUCUUCGAACAAGAACCUCGACCUUGAUUUGGACCAGGCAGGCCUCAUCAACUCUGCUGCAUAUGGCAAGUCGUCAGCAGAGACAAUGAGAUUACUCCUCCAGCAACCUGGCAUUGAUCUCCGCCCGGAGAACUUGGCGGGCCCCCUUAAGACGGCGCUCGAAUUCGCCGAUGUCAGGGUGGUGAAACUGCUCGUGGACGACUAUCAUGCGCCACUACCAACAGCCGGGGGCGACGGACGCAAAGGGGCAGUCCACUACGCAGCAGCUGACGAGGAUGACGAUCGCGCUGUGCAGAAACUACGGUUUCUUACCAAGGAGCGCAUGCAUGAUCCCAACUCGUGGACGCCAGGGAACACCUCAGAAACGGCCUUGUCGAUCGCAUUAACGAGCCGCAAAUUGAAUACUGUACGGUGGCUUGUCAACGAAUGCAACGUCGAUCCUGAAGCCUUCUGUUUUCUCCACAAUGGCCAAGGUGAAAAGCCGAUUCAUCGUGCUGUAAUAAGCACCGAUGUCAAGGUGGUUUCGAUGUUGAUCGAUGAGAUGAAAGUGGAUGUCGAUGGAUUGAGUGAUACAUUGGAAACCCCCUUGCAUUACGCAGCGGAGCAUUGUCAUUACAACAUGGAUAUGUACCGGUGUCUGUUGGCAGCUGGUGCUGAUAUCAAGAAGAAGGAUAGCAGGGGGAGGACGCCUCGAGAUGUUGCAUGGAUGUGGCAUUUGCCUUUGUUCGACCAAGCUGUUGAGGAACACCUUGGCCAGAGGCAGCGCUGACCUCAAUUCAAGUAUCAAGUCAAGUAUUUCAAGUAAGUUGACGGCCCAAUAUAUUUCAAGUAAGUAAGUUCAUAAUGCCUCAAACUUGAUUUACUUGAAAUACUAUAUAGGACAUGCGAAUCGGGCUCCCCCAGGCUUGAGUCCUGGGGGACUCGAUGGAAUUCGCGUGGGUAGUUAAUAGAGGCAUUUUAUUUUAUUAAAA